Messenger RNA from Colossoma macropomum (tambaqui), 2495 nucleotides. RefSeq names its product grainyhead-like transcription factor 3 (gene grhl3). The record is from RefSeq and is a predicted model, not a curated record. Gene Ontology annotation, cellular component: nucleus. Gene Ontology annotation, molecular function: RNA polymerase II cis-regulatory region sequence-specific DNA binding; DNA-binding transcription activator activity, RNA polymerase II-specific. NCBI's taxonomy places the organism in Eukaryota, Metazoa, Chordata, Actinopteri, Characiformes, Serrasalmidae. The coding region runs from base 131 to 1840 and encodes 569 amino acids. Gene Ontology annotation, biological process: regulation of transcription by RNA polymerase II. The transcript is spliced from 15 exons.
AACCUCUUCACUCUGCGGGAUAAACACACACACACACAGCUGGCUGUCUCCGUUAUAGUCUGACGAGGAAGAUUACGAGAGAGAAGAGUGCAAAGAACGGAUUUUAUUUCUACAGCCUCUCAGGGAAGAAAUGACCAAGGAGACUGAGGCUCUGAUGAUUUUGCAGAACGAGAGUUUCAAUUACCCACGCUACCUUGACAGUUACCUCAUGGACUCCUGGAGCUACAUGGACAGUGUCGACAUCAGCAAGGCUAAACCUAAGCUGUCCACUGAUGAUGACCUCACCAGUAUCCCCCUUUUCUAUGACACUUGCAAGACUCCCAAAGAUCAGAAGUUGACGUCCUGUUCGCGUGCUGGCAGUACAUUUAAACCUAUGGAGAGGACAUCCACUGGCUCAUCCCCUGAGCUGACUACUCUGGAAAACUCCCACAUCAUGAAGCUGCUGUCCGAGAACAUUUCUGUCAGCCAGUCACAAGUCACAAAGCAGCUGUCACCGGGCAACAGCAACUACAUCCAGAGCAUGGCGGGCGACAGCUACGACAAGCAAGUCAUCAACAACAUCGUUGAAUCUCUUCUGCUGACCACACCGCAGAAACCAUGGCAUUCGGACACCUCGUACCCGGACGCUAGCACUGAAACUCUAGGUUACAGCAAUGACUUUGUUGGCCACUCCAGCCCUGUGUACUCCGACUCGUACUCAAACUCGCCUCCGGAGAGAUACAGGAAUGACUUUCAGUUCAUCCUUGGCGCCCCACAAGCUUCCCAAAACAAAAACACAGAGGUGCCCAUGGUCUACCUGAACAAAGGUCAGUUCUACCCCAUCACCCUGCAGGGAGUGGACAGCAGCGCUGGAGUUACGUGCAGCAAAGUAAAGACGGUGAUCAUGGCGGUGUUUGAGAAUGAUAAGAGUGCGGAGAUGCAGCUGAAGUAUUGGAAUCACUGGCACUCACGACAGCCGACGGCUAAGCAGAGGGUCAUCGAUAUCGCCGACUACAAAGAAGUGUUCAGCGGGAUCAGCAAUGUGGAGGAGGUGGCAUUCAAUGCCCUGUCCUUCAUCUGGAACACCAAUGAAGAAGCCAAGGUUUAUAUUGGCAUUAACUCCCUCAGCACAGACUUCUCCUCUCAGAAGGGUGUGAAGGGUCUCCCUCUGAACCUGCAGAUCGACACUUACGACUUCAGCUCCGGCUCUAACCACCUCAUCCACAGAGCCGCCUGCCAGAUCAAAGUCUUCUGUGAUAAGGGGGCCGAGAGGAAGAUGAGGGACGAAGAGCGGAAAAGAACGAAGAGGCGGGUCAAAACCAACGCAGACUCCACUAAUAACAACUCUAAUAAGCACACAGUGGUGUCCAGCUCUAUUGGAAAGGACUGCUCUUUCUUCAAAACACUGGAUGACCACAUCACCCAGCCUGUACUGUUUAUUCCCGAGACACACUACAGCAACAUGCAGCGACUAGCGCCCCCUAGCAGCACGGAGGAGAACGAGAGGAAUCCACUGAAGCGUAUGGCGGGUUACGACCCAGAGCAGUGCAGCCCACCAGCCAAACAGCCCCGCAAAGAACAGCAACAGAGAGUCCUACUGUACGUCCGGCAGGAGACGGAGGAAGUGUUUGACGCCCUCAUGCUCAACUCGCCGACGCUGAAAGGACUCAGACAAGCAAUUUCAGAAAAGUACGGCCUGCAAGAAGACACCAUUGGGAAAAUCUUCAAGAAGUGCAAAAGAGGGAUUUUCGUGAACAUGGACGACAACAUCAUCGAACACUACAGCAACCACUCUGCCUUCCUCAUCGACAUCUCCGAGAUCAUGGUCAAUCACUUCCAGGUCACGCUAAUGGAGUUAUGAGUGAUGCUGUGCCACAAGCCCCGCCCCCUUCGGAGGCAUUUUCCCCCAACCUGCCUUUCAAAAAGCACUGCUGCCUCUCGAACACAUUCGAAACGGGCCACAGCUGUUGCCACGGCGACAGCAUCCAAACUGGCCCUGUGUAAAUACAGUUCACAGUUUACUCUCCUUCAUUUAUAAUUAUUUUUUGUUUACUCAGUCAGCGACAGCUCACAGUCGCGCCUCCAACGACAAACUCCUGAAAUUUGUAAAUAUAAACUGUAAAUAGAAAUGAAUAUGGUUAAUGAAAAGAGUAUGACCGUGAUUUAUGCCAUGUACCUUGUGUUAAUGUUUCAACGAUAGCCUUGCGACGUCUGCCUGUUUUUACAAAAUAAAAGCCCUCAUCAUUUCUGUGGGAGGAAUAAGAAUGCGGUAAUGGUAUUGCUUACGUGUGCUGGUUGUUUUUUUUUGUUUGUUUGUUUGUUUUGAUUUCAAAGGCACACUUUUUAGGCCCGUACACUCACGGUCAGGACACUGUAGCUUCACACCAGCCUGCCUGUUUCACGUCCGAAGCUGUCCGAGCCAAGAAAGGCAGCUUCAGACUCCAAACCGUCACACAUUUCCACUUUCGUUUCCUGCGUUUCCGUCAGUGUUUCACCCAGUUUCAAAUCCGGCUGUU